AACCCGGAACUGUCAAGCUACCGACCGCGAUUUAGCUAACUUAAUUGUCUCUUGACAUUUCUAAAUAUUCAGAGACUAAUGUGACAGGGUAAUUUCAGAAGGAAAUAUGGCUAUAUUUUAUUUAUGUUACAUAUUCUGCUCUAAGCACAGCUGUUUUUUUCUUUUGCAAAUAACCAAUUUGGUUCGUUUGUAUGGCUUAUUUUGAAAGUACUGACUGGAAAUAGUGUCCAGUGAAUAGCUGUCCGGCUUGACACCGUAUACCAGGUUAAUAAUCAUUGUGGCUGAACUGUUAUCAUCUUGCUAGUUGCUCUUUGUCUUAUUGAAAUCCGGUAACACCCGGACGAAGUAUUAUUACGCUAGCUGGCGGAUUGAAUGGAAGGAAGCGAGAUAAGGAACCGAGCCGAUCCGGGCCAGUCCUGGCCAGAUCGAGAUACGAGAGACAGCAGCACUCAAACUGACAGCAGAGUACAAGGUCAUAGCUCCAGGUUAUCAAAGGUAAACAUGUUUACCUUGUUGAGUUUGUGGAUGGAGCUGUUCCCACAGGAGCAACCUGAAGAAGAUGACCACAAUCAGAUCCGUGGGAUGGGUCUGGUGGUGGUGCGGGACAGUAAGGUGGUGGGACUCCACUGUUCAGGACCUGAUCUCCAUGCAGGACAGGCAGCCAUCAUCCAACAUGGCGCCUGCCUGGCUGACUGUCAGUUGUACUUCUCUAGGAGACCCUGCGCUACCUGCCUCAAGAUGAUCAUCAACGCUGGAGUCAGUCAGAUCUCCUUCUGGCCCGGAGACCCUGAGGUCAGCAUGCUGAGGUCCACCUCUACAAACCAUUCAAACUCCCACAGUCCUCCUGACUGCAUCACAGAGGAGGCCGCGCUGGACGCCGUGGCAACAGAGAAGCUGAAGUCCAACAGCUGUCCUCACAUCUGUGUGCUGCUGCAGCCGCUGGCGCCCGGCAUGGCGCAGUUUGUUGACGAGACGUCCAGAGAGUGUGAUUUCAUGGAGAGAGUGACUGGUAAUAAACCAGGGCUGAACACAGAGGAACUCUUCAACAGAGAGCGGACGAGACACCUGAAGGAUUUCUCCAGACAGUUCCUGGUCGAGUCGUCUCGGCAGCACCGGGAGAUUUUGACCCAAAUGGGUCUGGAGAACUUCUGUGUGGAGCCAUACUUCUCCAACCUGAGACACAACAUGAUGGAGCUGGUGGAGGUUCUAGCUGCAGUGGCUGCUGGGGUGCCACAGCAACACUACGGCUUCUACAGGGAACAGCAUUCGACCCCUGAGCCAUUACUAGCCAAGUCCUCCCUGCCUCCUCGUUAUGAGGGACUACCCCAAGAAAUGGCUCGCCAUUGCAUCAUCCAAGCCAGGCUCCUGGCUUAUAGAACAGAGGACCCUAAAGUGGGGGUGGGUGCAGUUAUCUGGGCCAAAGGACAGUCGGCUGGCAGUGAUGGAACUGGGUGUCUGUACCUGGUGGGUUGCGGCUACAACGCUUACCCAGCAGGCUCACAUUACGCCGAGUACCCCCAGAUGGACAACAAACAGGAGGACCGACAGAGACGCAAAUACAGAUACAUUGUCCACGCAGAGCAGAACGCCCUCACCUUUAGGACUCGAGGCAUCAAACCGGAGGAGCCCACCAUGCUGUUUGUAACUAAAUGUCCGUGUGAUGAGUGUAUCCCUCUGAUCAGAGGAGCCGGCAUCACACACAUCUACACCACCGACCAGGACAGGGACAAGGACAAGGGGGACAUUUCCUACCUGAGGUUCAGCAGCCUGAAGAACAUCAGCAAGUUCAUAUGGCAGAGGAGCCCCUCAGUUUGCUCGGCGUCCUCUCCUCACCUUGGCAAUGGUUAUGUUGGGAAGCACAGCAGGCAGGCUGAGCAGGAGAGCCACAGCAACAAGAAGCUGUGCACCAACAGAUCCCACGACUCACCUUCUGUUAGCUGAACAUCAGCAACGGUUGGAUGGAUGGACGGAAAGAUAUAUGGACAUACCAAAAGCAGAAUCCUGUUUUUAGCUCACAUGCCACAGAUUUGAUAUUUUAUGGCUGCAUCAACACAGCUACAGCUGGGAGAAAUCUGAAUAUACGUUGUUUCCUCCCUUUAGAUCAAAUCUGUGCCACACAUAAUUUUACAUUAUUUAUUUGCCCUUUUAUGCAGAGCUGGGAGUGAUUUUGUGAACCAUGUUUUUGGGAGACUGAUCAUUGGUCAGUCUGUAUGUUAUGUAAUCAGGACAUAGACAUAAACAUCUUUCCUGUGUCCCUCUAGACUGUUAAAUCUGCAUCCGCAUGUUUAUGUUUUAUACCAUGCUGAGUGAUAAAACCAAAUUGACACCUAAAAGGCUAUAUAUGAACUACCAGGGGCUGCUUAAAUAGGAAUUGUUAGUGGUGGGUGAUUGGAGGACAGUCCCCCAUAUCCUUUGAGGCUCAAAUCUAAGAAAUGGGAGCCCUCCUUCAGAUAAUUAAUCUGAAACUUACCUAACACUGUAUCUUUUAUAAGUCCAGUCAUUAAGAAGUCAGUGGGGUGGAGAGACGAGAACACGCUGAAAACGAUACAACAUGCUGACCUCAAAGGAAAACAUGGAUGGAUGAAUCAGUGAUGGAUGGAUGGAUCAGUGAUGGAAGAGGUAAGGAACACUAGUGGGUGUUGGACAAUUUGAAAUGAAGAGCAAGACAGGAAAUAGGGAUAACACAAAACAUAAAAAAUAUAUAUAUAUAUAUAUAUUUAUAACAGUAAUAUAAACCAUGAUAUGUGGAUUUGUGAAUAGUUUAAUUUAAAUGGUAUAAGAUGUUGGAUAUAAAGACAUCAUGUAAAGACAGUAUGUAUGUAUGCACAGGUUACCAUGGGUGUAGCCCCUGUUCUCCAGGAUGUUGACUUGAAUAAGGUUUAGUGCAGAUGCUACGCAGCAUCUCUCCGUACAUUUGAAAGGCCGUUGGUGUGAGUUAUAUUACAAUUAUGUUGUUUUUCAUUUGAUUUGAACUGAAGCAACAUGCACUCAGUUUGCAUCUCAAGCUUGAAAGAUCAAAUCUCUUCCAACAUAUUUAUCCUCCUCAGUAUAGACAAAGAGGCACAUCCUCUUUACGAAAGGAAGCAUGAGAUUUAGUUUCAAUAAGACUGAACAUUAUCAGUAACAUUGGGUCAAAUUAGAAGCUACCAGUGGUCUUGACUCUGGUGUCAUUUUUUUUUUAAAUAUAUUUAUCCAUUGUUGAGGAAUUGUUAACUUCCAUCUUUAAUUUUCUGUACAAGAACCUGUUUGAACUUGAAUUGUAUUCCAUUACCUUUUUCUGUUGGUUCAAUAGCACGCUGUUCAAAUGUUUCUGUAACUGAGGUCCAAAUCCUACAGAAAGAAGGUAAAUCUGAGAGAAAAACAUCAUGUGUGUUAUGUUUAACCGUCUUUUAAGGCUGACAAGAUAAUUACGCACAAAAUGAAAAUAAAGUUAUUAAGAAAAUAUAA
Siniperca chuatsi (mandarin fish) is the source of this 3447-nucleotide messenger RNA. It is a transcript of the gene cdadc1, whose product is annotated as cytidine and dCMP deaminase domain containing 1. Gene Ontology annotation, biological process: dTMP biosynthetic process; dUMP biosynthetic process. Bases 373 to 1941 code for a protein of 522 amino acids. The transcript has 11 exons. Lineage: Eukaryota; Metazoa; Chordata; Actinopteri; Centrarchiformes; Sinipercidae. The record is from RefSeq and is a predicted model, not a curated record. Gene Ontology annotation, molecular function: dCMP deaminase activity; zinc ion binding. Gene Ontology annotation, cellular component: cytoplasm.